This is a messenger RNA of Trichomonas vaginalis G3, 478 nucleotides long. RefSeq lists its product as uncharacterized. The transcript has a single exon. NCBI's taxonomy places the organism in Eukaryota, Parabasalia, Trichomonadida, Trichomonadidae. The record is from RefSeq and is a predicted model, not a curated record. The annotation marks the transcript as partial.
AUGAACAAAAACGGAACAGCUAAAAUGAAUGAUAAUCAAAUAAGAGCCGAAGGUAGAAGGUUAUUUAAACGCUUCUAUAACAUUCCUGAUGGUGUUAAUCCUAAAACUCGUAGAAGUUAUUUAAAUGAAGCAAUAGAUUCAUAUGAAGGGUUUGACAUUUCAUCAGAAAGUGAGAGAUUAGCGAGAAUGUUAAAUGUUAAUAUUGAUUUCUAUUAUUGUGAUCCUCAACCAGAAGACGUGGACAUAAAUAAGGUAGACUUUCCAUUAGUGGAUUCAAUAAUGAUAGAUCCAGAAUUUGAAACAGUAAAUAUUUUAUUAACACAGAGUCCAUGUGGAAAACUUCACGCUGACAGAAUAACAGACGUUGAAGCACUCACCGGCUAUAGAGUUUGUCCAUAUUGUAAAGAAGAAGUUUAUUCUAUCCGUGAUGAUCCAGAAAGGAAAAACCAAAGAAGAUUUUUAAAGCAUUGUGAGAAAU